Molecule: messenger RNA, 1309 nt
Organism: Motacilla alba alba
Lineage: Eukaryota; Metazoa; Chordata; Aves; Passeriformes; Motacillidae
Gene: METTL24
Product: methyltransferase like 24
Exons: 5
Coding region: 97-1191 (364 amino acids)
Source: RefSeq, a predicted model, not a curated record
UCGGCGGCGGGGGCCGCGGGGCCCGGCCCGCCGGCGGCAUGAGCCCUGCGGCGGGGCGGGGGGGCGGCAGCGCCGGGCAGGGCAGCCCCCGACGCCAUGCCCAAGGAGCGGCCGCUCUGGCGGGGCGCCGCUUUCCGCCUCUGCCUGCUCUCCGCCGCGCUCUUCCUCUGCCUGCAGCUGGGCAUGAGGCGAUCCUGGUGUCCGGAGGAGAAGUCCCGGGACCCGGCGGCGGCGCGGGCGCCCGCCCCGUCCCGCGGCGCGGAGCAGCGCCCGGGCGCGGCGGCGGCGGCGGCGGCGGCGGCGGCGGGGGGUGGCCGUCGGAGGGUCACCUACGUGCGGAGCGGCCGGCGGGGCAGCGCCGCGCCCGCCUGCUGCGCCCCGCAGCCCCCGGGCAGCCGCCGCAGGAAGACUGUAAGAUGGCACAUUGAACUACAACCAUGGGCAAGUCCAACCCCUUCCCUCAACUAUGAGGCCUCAAGGUUCCUAAAGUACAUUAGCACUUCUCAGAUUUCAUGUGAACACAUGAACCUGAGCAGCUUGAAAGGGUACUCUGAAACCACAAAAAAACCCUGGUCAGUCUGUCUUGAUGAGAGGUUUAGCCUCAUCCAUCGAAUCAGAAGCAAGAAAUGCCGUCUCUAUUCACUUGGGUUAGGCAAGGAUGACAACCAGUUUGAGCUCAGCAUGGCCAACAGUGGAUGUGAGGUGCAUCGCUUCGACCCCAGCAUCAAGUCAGCUCACAUUCAGGAGGGCCGGCACCUCUGGCACCAUCGCCUCUCCAUUGACUGGAGGGAUCCCAACCCAGCCAUUGCAGCUCACAAACUUCACAGCAACACAAAGAAGCUGGGCACAGUAUUGAAUGAAUUUGGACAUCAGAAGAUUGAUGUCCUCAAGGCAGACGUGGAGAGCGCCGAGUGGAAAAUUUUGGAAAACCUGAUCCUGGAAGAUGUUGUUGAGCAGAUAGGACAGCUGGUCUUUGAGGUGCACAUCCACUGGCCUGGCUUUGAGGUCAGUGGCAAUGACAGCACCGUGGUGCGGUACUGGUACAGUCUGCUCCGAGAACUGGAGCUGAAGGACUUCAGGCUUUUCCAUACCUACAAAGACUUAUCAAAACCACAGAUGUUUCUGAAAAAGGAAGCCUUCAACGCCAGUAGCUGUUACACACUGAGCUGGGUAAAUACAAGAUGGAAAUAGCAGAAAGGAAUUUAUGAUGUGUGAUUGCGAGCCAUCUGGCCCUGUAGUGUUAUCAAAGAGGAUUUUGGUGACACUGGCUAAAGUUGCUAAAUAUGCACACAAUGACUGCUAACAAAAA